CUGCUGUAUGUUUUGCAAAACUAACAAAGUUUUACAGAAAAGGAAAAGACAAUGGCUUCAUAUCUAGUUCUUCUUCAAAGAGUUUUGCUCAGUUUAUUUCUUUUAUCAGGUGUAAUAAAAUUCUCUGAGUCUGCUAGAGUUUUCACCAUAAUAAACCAUUGUAAAGAGACGAUUUGGCCAGGUGUUUUCCCAGGGGACAACUUCAACGAUGGUGGAUUUACUCUAAAACCGGGUCAAUCCAUGAUUUUCACUGCACCUGUUGGUUUUCAAGGCAGAAUUUGGGGUAGAACAGGUUGCAAUUUUGACAAAAACGGUAAGGGGUCAUGCCAAACGGGUGAUUGUGGUCCAUCUCUCAAAUGUUCGGGUACGGGAAAAACCCCGGCUUCACUUGCCGAAUUUACCCUUGCUUCACUCGAUUUUUACGAUGUUAGUCUUGUCGAUGGAUUUAACGUGCCAAUAAGCGUUACACCACUUAAUGGUAAAGGAAAUUGUAGUGUUGCUGGUUGUAAUGGUGAUUUAAGAGACAAUUGCCCCAAGGAACUUGCUGUUAAGAAAAAUGGAAAAGUUGUUGCAUGUAGGAGUGCUUGUGAUGUCUUUAACACAGAUGAGUAUUGUUGUAGGGGUAAUUAUGGAAAUCCAACGACUUGUCAACCUACGUUUUAUUCCAAGAAAUUCAAGGAAGUUUGUCCCGCUGCUUAUAGUUAUGCAUAUGAUGAUCCAACUAGCAUUUUUACAUGCUCAGGGACCGACUAUGUUAUUGGCUUUUGCACCUCAAGGAAAAAACAAGUAUGCUCAUACCAUGAUCACAAGCUGGUCUGCAGUGGAUCAGACAGUUUAAGAUCAUCGAUAAGCAAUUUGUGGAUGAUAAUUCUUGGAUUAACCCUCAUUGCCAAUUUGAAGAUCAUCUUAUAAUAUGUAUAAAGGGAAUUCUUUUGAUUUUUUUCUGGGAAAGUUAUUCGGGUUUACACUUUUUUUUCCGUUAAAAACUGUUGUUGCAUAGUUCAUGUUAUUUCUUUGUUAUUAAUUUCCGGGCACGCUCUUUGCGCCUAUACCCAUGCUAAUGAGUGUACAAUUUUAAAAAUCAUUUAUAUUAUUAAACAAUCUGUUUGGUUAUAUAAUAAAAGAAAGAAAAAAGUGUCUUAUUGUGAUUUC
This is a messenger RNA of Lycium barbarum (goji berry), 1152 nucleotides long. Its product is annotated as pathogenesis-related thaumatin-like protein 3.5. Gene Ontology annotation, cellular component: extracellular region. Bases 52 to 912 code for a protein of 286 amino acids. The record is from RefSeq and is a predicted model, not a curated record. The transcript is spliced from 3 exons. Gene Ontology annotation, biological process: defense response. Lineage: Eukaryota; Viridiplantae; Streptophyta; Magnoliopsida; Solanales; Solanaceae.